This is a messenger RNA of Lingula anatina, 881 nucleotides long. Its product is annotated as EKC/KEOPS complex subunit Tprkb. The record is from RefSeq and is a predicted model, not a curated record. Gene Ontology annotation, cellular component: nucleus; EKC/KEOPS complex; cytosol. NCBI's taxonomy places the organism in Eukaryota, Metazoa, Brachiopoda, Lingulata, Lingulida, Lingulidae. Gene Ontology annotation, biological process: tRNA threonylcarbamoyladenosine modification.
CAAGCUACUCAAGCUGUGAUGGGUUUGAAGAGUUAUGAAAACUUUUUAGGCUCUAACUUGACGCUUUCGAUAGUUCUCUACAAAGACGUAAGAAACCUUUCAGAAGUGAGAAAACUGGUCAUUGAAGGAAAGUUUGAGGCAGCGCUUAUUAAACCCAGUGUUGUUGUGGACCCUUUUCAAGUGCUGGUAGCAGUCAACAAGGCAGUUCACCUUCACAGUAACAACAAGAAGUAUACCAGAACUCUGCAUUCAGAAAUCUUGUACAGCUUGGCUCCCUCAAAGAAUAUCUCGGACUCCUACAAGAAGUUUGGUGUCACAGAUCAGGAGACUUCAGUGCUUAUUGUCUCACUGGCUGAAGAGAGCACCAAGCCUCAAGACUUCCUUAGUGUGAUUCAAGGACAACAGGUGGCGUUGGAGUCCUUACCAGAGUUCACAGAUCUGGACACUGUUAAAAAGGUAUACAAAAUACCAGAUAUUGAACUCAGUAUUGGAACGGUGUUGGAGGCAGUGGUUAAUAGGAUUGCCAGCAAGGACAUAGUGUCUCUGUAGCAGAAGGAAAGAAGGAAGCAGCACAUAAAGCAGUGACAGACUUUUUCAUUUUGUGUCAUAUUUACGGCCAUAAAAACUGCAGGGUAGACACUGAAUUAUUAUAACUGUCGGCAAGGUUUUGUUUCAUUAGUGAGAGGGACAUUGUAGCAACAAAGGCACCAGUGAAGACACUCCUGUAUGAACGAAGCUUUUAAUAAUAGAGGCAUUUGUUAAAAAGACAUAAAAUUUUCCUUUUUGUUAAGAUAAACCACAUUGUUAUUUAUUACAGGGAUUUUUUUACACUCACUAAGGAAAAACACUUGUUAAACGACGCAGACAGUAACAGACAUGGC